Phyllotreta striolata is the source of this 2006-nucleotide messenger RNA. The record is from the annotation of a GenBank genome assembly. Lineage: Eukaryota; Metazoa; Arthropoda; Insecta; Coleoptera; Chrysomelidae.
AUGUCGGACUUCGACGAUAAAGAUUACAGAUCGAGGUGCAGCGAGAAAACGCUGCAAACCGAGUGCAAUGGCUUCUUCAUGGACUUCGUUCAUUUAGUGAAGGAAAACGCCGGAGAAACGUGGAUCAAAAAAAAGUUCGGGCGAUUGAAAAGCGACAAAGAUAGGAUCAGGAGUGUUUACGAAUCUGAAGAGACGAAAGAAAUUGUUCUAAAACUACUAUCAAACGUCCAGCAAGUAUACAGAAAGAAAGACGGUACGAUAUCGAUUUUGAAAAGGCUUGAAGCUGAAGCUGCGUUCGAUGAUGGCGAUUUUAAUAAAUCUCUUCUGUUGUACAGCCAAAGUGUUCUUAGAGCCCCCAAAACAGGAGAAUGCAGUACCUACGAUUCUGGUUUGUCGCUUUCACUAGCACUAUGGGGUCGUGGAAAGCUGCUGAUUUCGAUGCAAGAAUACCAUUUAGCUUUGACUGAUAUUCAACAAGCUAUCAAAGAACAUCUUCCAAAUAUUUUCAAAGGCGAUGCCUACUGGAAAAUGGCUAUAUGUUACAAAGCCCUUAAGGAAGACAAAAAGUCUAAAGUAGCGUACGAUUUGGCUGAAAAACUAUUGGAUUCCAAAGAACGUUUAGAGGAAAUAAGGAAAGAUAGGGAAUCCGACAUUCGCUGGGUUGGAAAUGGAGCUAAAAAUAGCAAGUCGAAUACAAGCAAACCGUUUCUCUCCGAAAAACUUACCGUGAAAACCGCCGAAAACCUUGGAAGGUUCGUCGUUGCAAAGAAAGAAAUCAAAACCGGAGAAACCUUAGUUGUGGAAUCUCCAUACGCAGCUUGUUUAUUACCAGAUAUGUUCGGAACGCACUGUCACCAUUGCUUCGUUAGACUGCGCGCCCCUGUGGGUUGCCCUGACUGCUCUAAUGUAGCCUUCUGCUCACCCACCUGCAAAGAUGCUGCUACAUCGACGUAUCAUACUUACGAGUGCAAGUAUUUGGACCUUCUUAUUGGCUCUGGAAUGAGUAUUUUAUCUCAUACAGCUUUAAGGAUGAUAACCCAACAGAGUUAUCAGAAAACUUUGGAAAUGUGCAAAACAAAAUCAGACCAAGAGGUGCUCUCUUUGUGCACGAACAGCGACAAAAGGGAAAGCGGCGAUUUCCUGCAAAGAGCCCUAAUGGCAGCCUUUUUGUUGAGGUGUCUUCAGAAAAGUGGAUAUUUUGGAACCGAUGGAAGCAACGUGCUACCCAACGAAGAUGAGCUCCUAAUAGGUGAAUUGUUAUUAUUUAACCUGCAAAUGCUGCAAUUUAACGCUCACGAAGUAUUCGAGCAGCUCAUGACGAAUGAUUGCGACUUGAAAUCCUCUAAAUUAUUGUACAUUGGAGUCGCUAUUUACCCGAAAGUAGCCUUAUUUAAUCAUGAUUGCUACCCUGCUGUUACCAGGUAUUUCAAGGGGAAAGACAUAGUCAUUACAGCAGUUAGACCUCUACACCCGAACGAUACUGUUGCCGAGAAUUACGGACCGAUUUUCUCCAGGAAAACUUUGCAGGAUAGACAAAGAAUAUUAUCUUCCAGGUACUGGUUUAAAUGCGAAUGCAACGCUUGCACGUUCAACUGGCCUCUAAUGGACGCAUUAGAAGAAUCAACCAAAAACAUAAGGUGCUGCAAUGAAAAUUGCAAUGGAUAUUUUACUCUGCCUGUGUCAAACGUUUCGAUUACUUGCUCCAAAUGCAAAGCCAUCACGAAAGUCGAAGAUCGAGUGAAAUUGCUGCAACGAUGCGAGGAGCAGUAUGAGGAAGGAUUUGAGUUGAUGAUGAAUCGGAAAUACGAGGAAGCUGCAGCUGUGUUCUGCAAAGCUAUCGAUCUAUUUAACAGUAUUUCUUGCCCACCUCAUAGGACUACCCACAUGGCCCAGGAAGCGUUACAACUUUGCCUGACUACCUUUGGAAACGUCUCUAAUGUUCUGGUUAAAAAAUCUUAAUUUACAAAUGUACUCUUUUUGGCUGAAUAAAGAGUAUCCAUUGUUAA